AUGGCCAGAGUAAUCGUCUUGAGAGGUAAGAUAAGCCUCGUUUUUUUUGAAAAAAAUUUUUUUUGGUAAGGAGAGUACUAGUUAUGCCAUUUUCAGACGACGAUGACUACGUGCCAGAAAACUACAUCAUGACAAGGCAUGGCAAAACUUAUCGGCCCAUUUCAAGACGACAAAUUUUGCAUGAAGAAGACGACGACUUGGACUUUAGGGCUACCAGACCAUUCGCUAAAAGAAGUAAGGGUAGGGUGGUAAAGUACGGUGGAGUAAUGUAGAGUAUGGUACAUUAGUUUAGAUCAAGGUAGAGUAGAGUAAAGUAGGAUAGGGUAGGGUUAACUAAGGCAAAGUAGGGCGGGGGAAUGUAGGUUAGGGAACGGUGGAAGGUAGCGUAGGGGGGGGAGGGGGAGGGAGGGGCGAGGCAAAUAUUUUUUUUAAAUUGGGCGGUGAAAAAAGGACGGGGGGAAUAGUAAAAAAGUUACAGUAGGAUUCAGCUUGAGUAAGAUAAGGUCGUGACUUGGUAAGGGUAAAGCAGAAUUAUUUAGGAGAAGGUAGGGUAGGGUAGUGUAGGGUAGGGUAGGGUAGGGUAGGGUAGGGUAGUGUAGGGUAGGGUAGGGCAGGGUAGGGUAGGGUAGGGUAGGGUAGGGUAGGGUAGGGUAGGGUAGGGUAGGGUAGGGUAGGGUAGGGUAGGGUAGGGUAGGGUAGGGUAGGGUAGGGCAGGGUAGGGUAGGGUAUGUAGGGUAGGGUAGGGUAGGGUAGGGUAGGGUAGGGUAGGGUAGGGUGUAGUAAUUAAUAAUUACUUUCUUUUAGGUACCAGAAAACAUACAGUACCAGAAUUCUCACACCGAUUAGAGGAUCAAUGGCACCAUCACGAUGAUACCAUUGUUCUAAAGGUCAACUUUAGUGGUUACCCACAACCUGAAGUGACAUGGUAGGCUUAGUAUUCUUCAUUGGGGUAUAGUAUUUUAAAUAUUUUUUCAGGUUCAAAGGCCAAUCACCAAUAUUCAGUGAAAUGAGGCGUACUGUUCAUACUAGUGACAAUUCUACUGAAGUAAGGAGACUUUUAAACAGUAUUUCUUUUCUUUUGUUAUCUAUAUUGUUUACGUUUGCUGGCACUGGCUUAGCUUUAUCACACCUUACUUUCUUUCUUCUUCGGAGUUUUUCUUGGCAUUUCUUUAGCCCUAGUCUUAGCCAUAGCCAUGGUGUUGGCUUUGGUUCUUGGUUGAUCAAAGUCUCGGCCUUUAAUUAUCCUACACGACUAUGUAUCUAUGCCAAGUCUCCUUUGUUUUGUCUUUAGAAUUAGCCUUAGACUUAACCUUAGCCUCAGCCUCAGCCUUAGCCUUAGCCUUAGCCUUAGUCUUAGCCUCAGCCUUAGGAUUAGCCUUAGCCUUAGCCUUAGCCUUAGCCUUAGCCUUAGCCUUAGCCUUAGCCUUAGCCUUAGCCUUAGCCUUAGCCUUAGCCUUAGCCUCAGCCUCAGCCUCAGCCUCAGCCUCAGCCUCAGCCUUCACCUUAGCCUUAGCAUUAGUCUUAGCCUUAGCCUUAGCCUUAGCCUUGGCCUCAGCCUCAGCCACAGCCUUAGCUUGCACCUUAGCCUUAGACUUGGCCUUACAAGGGAAAUGUCUCACCUCAUUCCGGAGAUAUGAAUUGAGACUAAUCUCGUUGGAAAGCCUAUUUAAAUACGAAUUUAACAAAAAAAAAUUUAGUCUUAGUUAGUCUUACCAUUGGUGAGCAUUAUUAUAGCCUUAUUCAGUAUAUUAAUGUCUAUGUUGUACUGUAGUUUCUUACUGCACCGCAUUAUGUACACAUUUACGUUCUAUAUUGUACUUAGCACGCUGUAUACUCUAGACCGUUUACAAUUUCUUAAUUUUUUUGCAUAGUACAAUUUAAGCACGAUACAGCAACUUUAAGUGAUUAAUUUACUAAACUUUCAGCUGUGUAUCUUUAAUGCCCAGAAGGAAGACGGUGGCUUCUAUUCGUGUCGCAUUGAGAAUGACAUGGGAGUACGUGAGACCAGUUGCCAUGUUCAUAUCGGUGAUACUGGAAAGCUGCCAGGCAAAAACGCGAAGUUACUUGCGGCUAUGAAUUAUCGGUAAGAUAAAAGAAUUAUGGCAAAAACUUUCUUUACAAAGCAAAAAAUGGCAAAAACUUUCUUUACAAAUAAAAAAAUUGCAAGAACUUUCUUUACAAAGCAAAAAAUGGCAAAAACUUUCUUUACAAAACAAGAAAUGGCAAGAACUUUCUUUACAAAGCAAAAAAUGGCAAGAACUUUCUUUACAAAUAAAAAAAUUGCAAGAACUUUCUUUACAAAGCAAAAAAUGGCAAAAACUUUCUUUACAAAACAAGAAAUGGCAAGAACUUUUUUUACAAAGCAAAAAAUGGCAAAAACUUUCUUUACAAAACAAGAAAUGGCAAGAACUUUCUUUACAAGUCAAAAAAUGGCAUGAACUUUCUUUACAAAACAAAAAAUGGCAAAAACUUUCUUUACAAACCAAAAAACGGCUAAAAUUUUAAAAAAGUAUAGUUUUUUAACUUGCAGUACCUACCGGAACGCCUUGUACACUCCUUCUUACACUUACUCACGAUUCGCCGGAACUUGGAUGUAA
Messenger RNA from Bursaphelenchus okinawaensis, 2597 nucleotides. NCBI's taxonomy places the organism in Eukaryota, Metazoa, Nematoda, Chromadorea, Rhabditida, Aphelenchoididae. The record is from the annotation of a GenBank genome assembly.